This is a messenger RNA of Amoebophrya sp. A120, 1516 nucleotides long. The record is from the annotation of a GenBank genome assembly. Lineage: Eukaryota; Dinophyceae; Syndiniales; Amoebophryaceae.
AUGUCGGUCGCAGCUGCAAUUGGGAGCGCGAAUGCCGCGAUUACUUCGGAAGUGCGCUUCGUUCAACGUCUGAUUGAAGAAUGGAACAACGGAAACCAGGAUUUGUUUUUCACGCAUCUGCAUACGGACGUGAAAUUUCAUGAAAGUAUGGUGGACUGCAGCAACGACUGGUUGUAUUUUACCUUAGGAAAGGACUCCUUCCAAUCGCUCCAGCGGAAGAAGCAGAAGCAUUUUGACUCGCUCAGUCUGCGGCCGUACGCCAACUCGUGGAGGGGCGAAGGGGACAUCGUUCAAUUCGACGCAGACUGGGACUUCGUGUGGAAGCAGGACGGUCCAGCUAAGGGACAGCUUUUCAGCAUGUUCGCGCGCGUUUUUCUACAAGUUCAAAAUGAAAAGAUCGUGACCUAUUUCUUUGACGUCGGGAAGUUGCCAGCUGGUCUUGUUAUAGAGGAGGACGACUCAUUGACGGAAGUUUCUUACAUUCUCUUGCGGCCCGACAACGACCUGACACUUCUUGUCCAGAAAUUGCGAUACGAGCUGGACUGUAAGAAUCUGGUGAACGAGUGCGAGUUUUUCGUGCCUCUGCUUGCACUCAUUUCCGAGUAUGGACACGCGCUGGCUGUGUUGCCGAACAAUACUGGUGACGACCACGAGCACGCACAAUUGCAAUUUGCUGCAAAAAGUCGGGCGCUGACGGAGAAAGCAGACCUAUUCAAGGAGGAGCUCGAUACCAAACUGAUACUGAAGCAGGAGCUCGAGACCAAACUGAAACAGGAGGUCGAGGCAAUAGAAGCGUUCAUCAGUCAAACCCAGCGCAGUGCCGCACUGCUUGUCGACGAUGGUGCGUGGACGUCGUUCCUGCAGCGUUGUCUCACCGAAGCAGAACAGCUCCGUGAUGGUCUAGGUUCCUCUUCUGCGACAGCCAACAACUCGAGCGGAGUCCUGGAUUUGCAGGCUGACUUUGCGAACAGAGAAUCCCUGCGUGCGCGUUUGAGGUCAGUUGCUGUUCACUCUGCCCUGAACGACAUUAUGGCCGUCGCAAAGGCUUUGUCGGUUGAAUACAACGCGCGGGUGUUGAAGAAAAUGCAGAACGACGAUGAAGACGACGGGAACCAGGGUGGUCCUGAUCCGAAGCAGCGGAAGAUCGAGAUGAAUCAACAGGGAAGUAACGCCCGCUGCAUAUUUGUAUUUCUGAAGAGACGACUGAUCUCAGUCUCAUCCCACUUGCAGGAAGCCCCCGCCCUCCGCCUGCCGCUUCCGCAGGGGGCCCCCUCUCCCUACCCGGGCCGCCCGCCGACCGCGCAGUCCGCUUCGGCGGCGUACGGAAGCGGAGCACAGGGCUAGGCGCCUUCACACCAAUUGUCAGGAUGAACGAAGAGGAGUGUAAGAUUUUCACAGCUGAUUCAGAUGUCUUCGAAAACUUCAUGUAUGAUGAUGUUCUACUCAGACUUCAUUUUUUGAUUGUACAUUGCAACAUGUGUGAUAUUGUUUAUCCAUCGGCAUUGGUCAACGGCAG